Messenger RNA from Fonsecaea multimorphosa CBS 102226, 1662 nucleotides. RefSeq lists its product as uncharacterized. Lineage: Eukaryota; Fungi; Ascomycota; Eurotiomycetes; Chaetothyriales; Herpotrichiellaceae. The record is from RefSeq and is a predicted model, not a curated record. The transcript has a single exon. Gene Ontology annotation, cellular component: mitochondrion. The coding region runs from base 1 to 1662 and encodes 553 amino acids.
AUGGCAGCUCGUAUGGAGUUGCCAUUUCUCUACCAUACCCGGACCAUCCUGCGCUUACCAAAGAGAACUUGCCGCCUACGUCCACGAUUUGCGUCAUCUCAAGUGGGUUCAGAUGUCCCAGUCGAAGAUGGCAAAGCUCCCCUUUCCCCGGCCGAGGACGAGUCUUUUCUCAAAGCAAAAGCCCGAAGCGUCACUUGGUCUCCAAUAGCAUCUGAUUCCACCUCCAGCAACGCCGAAACAACAAUCAGCUCUACCAUCACCGCAAGCGAGCGCAGAGCCUUUGAGACAAUACUCCGGUUUGCCCCUAAACAGACCGAACCGACCCUCUCAAAGCGACGCAAGGCUUAUGCAGAUGCUGCCGACACUGACAUUGAGAAUAUUCUCAACAUAUUCACUUCUUCUCUGCGGAGCCAUCGGUUUGGGCGGGAUGGGUCUCACCUUGCUCAAAAGCCUGAUGGCGAUGUCGCGCAUCAGGAUGUCGUCGGAGACCAAUCCAACCUUGAAACGCCCGGGGAACAAGCGCAAACCACGCAGCCUGUCCUUUCCCCAUUAGAGCAGUCUAGGGCCAGAUUAACGGAGGAACAUGACCGGGAUUUGACAGACCAGCUGAGUCGAAAUGCCAAGGAAGACAGUCCCGAGAACCUCUCCGUGACUCUGCAGACCAAGGCAACAAGCACUGCUGGGCAUUCGGGUGUGCAAGCGCCAAAAGUGGCGGAUUUUCCAGGUCUCUCCGAACUACAAGAAGAAGAAGGAGAUAUCCUCGCCGAGACCGCCAUUCCAUCUCGCCCCUUCAGCCAAGUCGAUGGAUCCAUCCAAAAUGCCGUUCGUGACCAUUUGCACUCGAUAUCCCGCGCCCUCCAAGAGGCAGCGCAUUCGAAGACCAAGAAGGGCGACAUUGCCAUGUGGGAAGUCUGCGAGUCUCGAAUAUUCGCCAUGGCCAGGGACUUGCAACAACCCCGGCCAGGUGGUCAGGCACUCAGCAACGACAUGGAGAAGCUGCCGAGAUGCGGUGGGCUGCAAAAGUUCACAUUUUCGCGAGAAAAGUCAGACAACCCAAGGCGACUGAUCGAGGCAGCGGAAAGAGAGCUGCGACGCUCUUCUCCCAGCUCCGGCACCUAUAUUACCGACGACGCCACGACGGACAACACAAUCUCAUCCCCAACACUUUCCGCAACCCAACUCGCCAUCCUCCAGCACACCUACCCGGCCUCCCUCCUCCUCGCCCUCAGACUCUACAUCAACCUCUACCCCUCGUCCCCUUACGCACUGCUCCUCCUACCCCGAAUCCGCUCUUUAGGGACAACAUCGUACGUGCUCGGCGCCAGCCCGCAGUUCUACAACUCGUUGAUGUCCUUGGUCUGGCUGACGCGGAGUUCCUUGAGGGAGGUCGACGGAUUGCUCGCGGAGAUGGAGAGGGGUGGGGUGGAAAUGGACGAGGAGACACAGGCCGUGCUAGGAGGGAUCGAAGAGGAUAGGGCCAUGGAUUUAGUCAGGAAAGGGAAAGGCAGAGGGUCAGCAAAAGAAAAUGGGGACAAAGCACUCGGAGGUAGUCGUGGGGCGGCGUGGUGGAAGAGGCAGGAACAAAUGCUCUGGUUUCCGAGGAUAUUGGACUGGUUGGACAUUGUGGCGGGAAGGCUGGCAGCCAAGGAGAGGCUGGUCUGA